GUGGGGGGGGGGGAGGCGAGAGGGCGCUUAACCGCAGUAGGAAAUGUAAUGGGGGUUAUUCAUUGGCACGUGACUAAUCACAGGAGGGGGGCCACCACCCCCCACGGUUGUUUGAGACUCAAUGGAGGGUGCGGAUUUUGACGAAGACGUCGUGUUUAAGGGCUCGCCUCUUUACCAGCACCUCGAGGAUGCGGGCUUCGCGCAACUGGACUCGGCCGAGCGGCAGAGGGACCCCGGGGGGCGACCGGAGGAGCACGCGGAGACGCCGAUGGAGAGCCGCGUGUCGUGCUCCUGUGGAGAAUGGAUCAAGAGGCCCUUCACUCUUCUCUUGUCGCACGUUGGAGGACUUGGGGCUUAUGCCGCAUCAAGCGACCAGGCCGACGCGUGGCGCCGGCGGGAGGUGGCGACCGUCGUGACGCGAGGCCGCCUGCUCGAGGAGGACGUGGAGCUGCUGGGGCUCUUCGCCCCGGAGGUGCUCACGUGGGCCGCUGAGCCGCUCGCCCCGACCUCCGCGACCCCGCGAGGCGGCGACGUCGGGGACCAGCUCGAUGGCACGAGCGUCGACGCUCGGAAGCCAUCGGCGUGGUUGGCUGUCGCGGCGGCCCUGCUCGCCGUGGUAGCGGUUUGGGCGACCUCGCCGACGGCUGGCGGUGUGGCAGCCGUGCCGGUGGUUUGGCGGAGCGCGGCCGUGGCAGUGGCCGCGGCGGCGGCGCUGGUUGCCCUAGCCACGAUGGCGAGGUCUCUGCGGCGCCGGCUGGACGGGGCGCGGCUGGAGCGUCGCUGCGUCUCGACCGGCGCUUUCGCCGGGGACUGCGCCGCCCUCACCGCUCUGGCCAAGAAGUCGCUUCGGCUGGUGCAGGAGAGCGAGGUCAUCACUCGCGGGUUCACCCUGGUGAGCGCCAGCUGCUCCGUGCGGACCCUGGACCUGGGCGCCGGCGCUCAGCUCCCGAUGCUCCGCCGCUCGCUCUACUGGGCCCUGCGCUCCUCCACGCUGGCGCUGCGCGACGCCACGCGUGGCCUCGUCGCUUCGUGCCCUUUGGACGCGGAGGCAGACAAUGUUACCAACUACCUGUGCGCGGUCCCCCUCGCGGAGCUGGGCCUGGGCAUGGAGCUCCACUGUGGGGCCACGGUGGGCGUCGGCGCGGAGCUGCGAGAUGAGACGGCGAUUCUCGAUCGGGCCGCGGAGCUCACCAACGGCUUCUCCCUGCAGGCGCUGAAGGUGCUCUACCAGCUGUGGGUCGGGCAGAGUUCGGAAUUCUUACGCCGCCUCGUGCUGGCGUUGUACGCUGCCCCGCGCGACCACGAGCAAGGCCCACGCAACCGCCGCUCGACCCCGGAGCACGCGUUCGUCUCGGCCGCGUCCCCGCGCGUCUCCGACAGUCUCCGCCGGCUGGGCCGCAGCUUCGAGCUGCACCGCGUCGGGUGCGGGGGGCGGGCGGCGGAAGGCGGCGAGCGCCCACGCUCGGCGGCGGAGUCGGCGGCGGGGGCCCCCGGCGACCCGAGGGGGUCCGGCAGGGGGCCGCGCUCGGAGCUUUGGAGGCUGCACGCGGCCGUGCGGAGUCUCCAGCUGCACCUGAAGAUGGCGCUGCAGGACUCCCUCUCUCUGGAGGACGAGCUGGAACGUCUCUUGGAGCCGGGCCUCGACGCCUCCACCGCCGCCGCCGACGGAAGUGGCGGCGGCGUUGGCGACUCCGAGGCGGAGACGGCCGCGGCGGCUGAGGCGGCGGCCGAGCUGCUGAGUUCGCUCGGGCCGAGGAUGGAGGCCGCCAGGGCCUGCUGGGACGAGACCGUCACCCGCUCCAGGGCCCUGCGGCGCCGCGGCGAUCGCGACGGCGCGGCCGCCGACGUGCCGGGCAGAGCGGAACCCCCGCGCAGCGCCGGCGAGGAUCGGCCUGCGUUGGUGAUCAUCGACGAUCGCGACCCCAUCCCGGAGGAGCAGGAGUUUGAGUCCUUCGCGGGGGACCCCGAGGACGGCCCCCCGCCGCCGGGGAGCGGCGACCCCCGUGGCGAGCGGCGAUCGCCGGACCCCGAGGAGCGGGAGCGCCUGCGGCGGCGUCUCGAGGAGGCGCGGCGGGAGCGCGAGGAGGCGCGCCGCCUGCUGGACGAGCUGAAGAGCGUCCUGGGGGUGCGCACGUCGCUGGAGCAGCGCGCCGUCUGGAGGAGCGCCCUCUUCCCCGCGGCAGCGCCGCGGGAAACGUCGCUGCAAGCGCGGCCCUCGAGCUCGGCGGAGGCCACGACCCCGGCGCUGGGCGACUCCGGCGAGACGGCGGCCAGGAGCCCCGCCGUCGACGAUCACAGCCGUGACGACGACGACGACGAUGGGGAGAGGAGAAACGGGGUAACUUCCUCCCGAGACGAUGUGGGCGACAAUUGCGAAGACGACGGCGGCCCCGGUGCAAGGGGUAUCGGCGUAGGGGACGCUGCUGCUGCUGCUGCCUCUGCUGCCUCUGCUGCCAGUGGCGAUGAAGCCACUUCAUCUGCUGCUGGUGCUAGGGAAGCGAACGUAUAUUCGGCUGGCGGUUGUGAUGAUGAUGAUGAUGACGAAGCUAAAAGAGAGUCAACUGCUAGCAGCAGUGAACCUCAGAGGGAGCUCGCGGCUGGCAGCGAUGUUGCCAUGACAGAAGCUGCUGCUCUUGGUGGCGGUGAUGAUGAUGGUGAGGACGAUGAUGCCAACGGAAACACUUCUGCUAGUCGCGAUUACGACGACAGUGACGCUGACGCUGACGAAUCCAAUGGAGACCGCGCUGCUGGCGUUGAAGGAGAAGGGGGGGAGGAGACCGCGGGGAGGAACGACGACGGCGGGCGUGGCGCCCCCCACGGCCCCCCGCAAGCCUCGCUGCGCGAGAGGCUGGCAGCGGCACAGCUCGGCGGUUGGCACGGCGCCACGAGGGACCCACGCUCCGUCCACCUGACGUCGAUGGUGGCGACGCAAGCGGCUACCCUCUCGCGAGGGCUCCUGUCCCUGCAGGAGCAGACCUUUGGUGACGACGGUGAUGAUGAUGACGACGAUGACGAUGACGCCGAUGAUGAUCGCGAAUCUCAAGAGUGACAUGCAGUGUGUGAGGUGGUUGUGUUGCUGUGAAGUGGCGAUUGUGUUUUAACGUUUACAAAAAAAUCACCUCCAGGAGUUUGCCUUUUAAACUAAACUUUAAAUAUUUUAUUAUUUUCCAGGUAAAGCACUCUAAGCUAUUGGCUCUUUUUUCAGAGGCCACCUGGCCACACGUGAUGAUAGCUCAACAUCGAAGCGGCUUGUAUCAUUGUCUAAACGACACGUGACGUCGAUUCUAAAUGUGGAGAAAAAUCCACGCGACCACACGGGGAGAGACGGAGCACGCGGACUCCAAAUAUACAUCAAGAGGCAUCGUCAGGGUCCGGGAUCGAACCCACGAACCUCCUGCGUACCAGGCGAGGCAGAUAAGACAAGGCCACAGACUGACACGUGUCACUGGGGCUACGGUCCUCCACUCUUGAAGUGACCGCUGGUUUGGACAGUUCAAAAUUCAACAUUGGCAGGACUGCAUACACACCUCACCUUCACUUACAAACUAGGCAUUUAAAUAAAAUAUAUCUUAAAAGGUUCAGGUUAUGUUAAAGACUUGUCCCCUUUGAUGCCUGUGGUCCAUAAUAGAGGUUUUUGGGUUAGAUCGUGUAAAUUUAGAUGUCUAAACCCGCCACAGUCAGGAAGGUUUGUCACAUCAACAAAACGUGCCAAUUUGUAACUAGUUCAGCACACCGGUUGUAUGUUGGAGAGUAAACCCACUACAACAUUUAUAGUGUAGUGUCUAGUGUAGUGGUGUAUAGUGUAG
This is a messenger RNA of Petromyzon marinus (sea lamprey), 3806 nucleotides long. The record is from RefSeq and is a predicted model, not a curated record. Lineage: Eukaryota; Metazoa; Chordata; Hyperoartia; Petromyzontiformes; Petromyzontidae.